GGACCGAGCCCGAGGCCUCACCUGCUCUGCUCCGGCAUCCAGGCGUCCGGCGCCAGCUGGUGGGGGGCUCCCGCUCGGUGCCCGCCAGCGUGGGGUUCCCGGGCUCGCUCCUCGGCGCGGUGGGGGAGCCGAGGGCGGAGCGGCAGAGGUGCGGCUGGCCGAGGGCGGAAACGGCCGCGACGCGAUUACGAAACCCGUCCGGCUGGGAGCCGGGCGCACAGCCCCGCUCUGGACUGAGGUGGCGCUGCACGACGGAGGGACGUGGGAGGGGCCUCGGAAGCCCCCGAGGGCCGCCGCCCCUGCCGGGAAAACCCGGGAAAGCGGACCCUCGAGGAAGGCCUGGCACCGAAGCUGGACUCUCCAGAAUCGGGGAGACUGAGCAGACUGACUCAGUCACCGAACAGAGAGGGGGUGAGAAGACAAAGCCGUCAAAGCCCCAACAGCUUUCUUGUUCUCCAGCCCAGAGCAGACGUCGGAGCCCCCGAAGUACUCCCUCCAUCUUUGGAACACGCUAAUAAUUCACUGAUAACAGGAAGUUAUGAGGGACCCUGUGAGUAGCCAGUACAGCUCCUUUCUUUUCUGGAGGAUGCCCAUUCCAGAACUGGAUCUGUCGGAGCUGGAAGGCCUGGGUCUGUCAGAUACGUCCACCUACAAGAUCAAGGACAGCAGCGUUGGCAAAACGACGGGGCAAGCAACCGGAGCAGAGCAGGAGAAGAACCCUGAAGGCGAUGCCCUCCUCGAGUACAGCACCUUCAACUUUUGGAGAGCUCCCAUUGCCAGCAUCCACUCCUUUGAAUUGGACUUGCUCUAAGCCCAAGACCUCUCUCCCACCACCUUGCCCUCCUUUCCUGCCCUUUCAAGCCCCUCCUUUCCACCCUUUUACCCUAUCAGUCUUGCUCUCUCCCCUCUAUUGUGUUGAGGUGGUGCUGAUGAAUCUGCCAGAGUUGUGAUUUAUUUAUUUAUUUAUUUAUUUAAUUUAUCUAUCUUUCUUUCUUAUCAGUUUCUCUCAAAAACCAUCAAGCCACAAAGUAAAGGGUUCAAGCAAUGGAGUAUUGGGUCACAGGGAUUCCUUUCCUCCCCCCAGAUAUUAAUUCCAGAAAACAGGCCUGAUGACGGCACCAGAGAGUAGUAUGGAGUGCAAAAUGGAGGACUGAUUUUUUUUUACUUCAUUUUAAUCAGCUUCAGAGAUUGCUCAAACCUUCCUAAUUUCUUGCUCCAGGCCAGUAAACACAAAUAUUUCUUCAAGGGUUGAUGAAAACCCUGUAAGUUUUAGUUUGAGAUUAUCUGCUAUAAGACUGUAGGAUCUCUAAAAGGCUAAGGCGAUCCUGCUCCUUCUUGUAAUACACUCUUUUUCUCAGAGAAAUUGGGGAUAAAGGUUUAAAACAAGGGGAAAUAAUACAUCAUGGGAGAUGACAAUAGGGGAAAGCACUGAAUCAUUUCAGAAAUAGCUAUGCUCUCUCAAAAGGGUUUUCCUUCUUCAAGCUUACCUUACAAUUUUGCUCCUGUGGGCUGAAAACUCUAGCUGAGGGAAAACCACUGGGAUUUCAAAUCUUAAGAGGCAAUCCUGCUGACUAUUAUGAUAAUUUGUAGGGUUUUAUGCAGUUUCUAAAAGGCGUAGUAGGGUUUGGUCCUUAGUAUUUGAGUUUUGCCCUCCUGCAUUUGCAAUGUAGAAUAAUGAUCAAAUGGGCCUCAGGCACAGUUCUUCAGCUACCUUGAUACCAUGAAAUGAACAAUCAACUCUGACCCUACACCUUGUCUCCACUCCUUCCGAAAUUAUUGCUGCUGAUUUGUGCUGCCACUUAAUCACUUCUUUAAUAAAGACAUUCAAUCCCA
Molecule: messenger RNA, 1833 nt
Organism: Balaenoptera ricei (Rice's whale)
Lineage: Eukaryota; Metazoa; Chordata; Mammalia; Artiodactyla; Balaenopteridae
Gene: MLLT11
Product: MLLT11 transcription factor 7 cofactor
Exons: 3
Coding region: 539-811 (90 amino acids)
Biological process (GO): apoptotic signaling pathway; positive regulation of mitochondrial depolarization; positive regulation of release of cytochrome c from mitochondria
Cellular component (GO): nucleoplasm; cytosol
Source: RefSeq, a predicted model, not a curated record